Mugil cephalus (flathead mullet) is the source of this 2555-nucleotide messenger RNA. RefSeq names its product E3 ubiquitin/ISG15 ligase TRIM25-like. NCBI's taxonomy places the organism in Eukaryota, Metazoa, Chordata, Actinopteri, Mugiliformes, Mugilidae. The coding region runs from base 353 to 2035 and encodes 560 amino acids. Gene Ontology annotation, molecular function: protein binding; zinc ion binding. The record is from RefSeq and is a predicted model, not a curated record. The transcript is spliced from 2 exons.
AGCAGCUGCAGGUUAGUAACAAGUUUGCUGUCGGAUACUUAAGUUAAUGACCAGUAUGAAGGUUAACAGUCACUUUCUUACUGACUCCAGAUAUCCACCAGCUGUCAGAAGUUCCUGCUAAAAUCGUUAUUGAAGCUGUUUUGCCUCCUGCCAACGCUGUGAUGUCACAUGGACAUAGGCCAUGUAGGGGUCUAUACUGAGUCUGAAAUCUGUUGACACAACUUAAGUUGGUCACUCCACUUCCAAGAAAGACAGUCUGGUGACACUGCUCGCUUCUUCCUCAAAAACACAUUAUUCAUCUGUAAAUUCUUCAAAGGAUACGAGCUGUACAUCACUGACACUGAGAGCAGAGAUGGCUCAGAAAGGAAUUGAACUGGAUCGAGAAACCUUUUCUUGUUCCAUCUGUCUGGAUCUACUGAAGGAUCCAGUGACUGUUCCCUGUGGACACAGCUACUGCAUGAACUGUAUUAAAAGACACUUUGAUGGAGAGGACAAGAAGAAAACCCACAGCUGUCCUGAGUGCAGACAACUCUUCAUGUCGAGGCCUGUCCUGGUGAAAAGCACCAUGUUAGCAGCUUUAGUGGAGCAGCUGAAGAAGACUGGACUCGAAACUGCUCCUGCUGAUCACUGCUAUGCUGGACCUGAAGAUGUGGCCUGUGAUGUCUGCACUGGAAGAAAACUGAAAGCCUUCAAGUACUGUUCAGUUUGUCUGGCAGCUUACUGUAAGAAACACCUUCAGCCUCAUUAUUAUGCAGCUCCUUUAAAGAAACACAAGCUGGUGGAUCCCUCCAAGAAACUCCAGGAGAACAUCUGCUCUCAUCAUGAUGAGGUGAUGAAGAUGUUCUGUCGUACUGAUCAGCAGAGUAUCUGUUAUCUCUGCUCUGUGGAUGAACAUAAAGGCCACGACACAGUCUCAGCUGCAGCAGAAAGGACUGAGAGGCAGAGAGAGGUGGAGGUGAGACGACAAAACAUCCAGCAGAUGAUCCAGGAUAAAGAGAAAGAUGUGAAGCUGCUUCGACAGGAGCUGAAGGCCAUCGCUCACUCUGCUGAUAAAACAGUAAAAGACUGUCAGGAGAUGUUCACUGAGAUGAUCCGUCUCCUGCAGGGAAGAAGCUCUGAUGUGGAGCAGCAGGUCAGAUCCCAGCAGGAAACUGAAGAGAGUCGAGUCAAAGAGGUUCAGGAGAAGCUAGAGCAGGAGAUCACUGAGCUGAAGAGGGAAGAUGCUGAGCUGAAGCAGCUCUCAGACACAGAGGAUCACAACCAGAUUCUACACAACUACCCCUCACUGUCACCACUCUGUCAAUCUACACACUCAUCCAGCAUCAAUACCUGUCCUCUGAGGUACUUUGAUGACGUGAAAGCAGCUGUGACAGAGCUCAGAAAGAAACUAGAGGACAUUCUGAGAGAGACAAGGACAAACAUCUCAAUGACAGUGACUGAAGUGGAUGUUUUACAGCCACAACCAGAGCCAAAGACCAGAGAUGAAUUCUUAAGGUAUUCAUGUGAAAUCAUACUGGAUCCAAACACAGUAAACAGAGAUCUGGUACUGUCUGAGAAGAGCAGAAAAGUAAUGUUUAAGUUUCAACAACAGUCUUAUCCUGAUCAUCCAGACAGAUUCACUGGUUGUUGGCAGGUCCUGAGUAGAGAGAGUCUGACUGGACGUUGUUACUGGGAGGUGGAGCGGAGAGGAAGAGUUGAUGUAGCAGUCACAUACAAGAACAUCAGAAGAGCAGGGAAUGAAAGUGCAUUUGGACGUAAUGAUAAAUCUUGGACAUUAUAUCAUUCAAAUGACGGUUCUACAUUUUGGUACAACAACAUCCAAACUCCCGUCUCUGCUCCUCCUUCCCCCAGAGUAGGAGUGUACCUGGAUCACAGAGCAGGUAUUCUGUCCUUCUACAGCAUCUCUGAAACCAUGACUCUCCUCCACAGAGUCCAGACCACAUUCACUCAGCCGCUCUAUGCUGGACUUGGGAUUUAUUUUUCUCUUGGUGGUCGGUUAGCUAGAACAAGUGCUGAGUUGAUUAAAGUGAAGUAGACAGAGGUAACUUCAGGACCAGAGAGUUCUUGUCUGAGCUCCAAAUGUCUGAUGAAUAUUUGUAUUGAUGUAUUUGUGUUGUUGUUGUUUCUCUUCCACUUCAUAUCAGAGGAAUCAGCAGACCUUCCUCUAUUACUGAUAUGUUGUUGAUCACUUUGUACAGAAAGAAAUCUAUGAUUACAUUUACAUUUAUGUCUUUGGCUGUCGUUGUUAAGUUGCAGUAGAGAUUUGUACUAAUUCAUAAAACUGGAAUCAUCAUGGUGACUAUUGAUCAGACGAAUAGUUUUUUCUUCUUGUGCUGAUGUUUAACCAGUUUAAUGUGUGAACAACCUGAAGGUUUAAAUAAUGGAUAAAGGGUUUUCACCAAGAGGAAAUUAAAUAUUGACUGAUACACUGUCUUAAUUCCUGAAAAACAUACAGAGUUUAUGUACUCCUCCUUCUCCAAGACGCCAGUGAUUGAUGAAAAGUUCAGCAUGGGUGGGGGUGGGGGGUGAUUUACAAAGGACAUGUGGAUGCUAGA